Juglans microcarpa x Juglans regia is the source of this 2263-nucleotide messenger RNA. RefSeq names its product beta-glucuronosyltransferase GlcAT14B-like. Lineage: Eukaryota; Viridiplantae; Streptophyta; Magnoliopsida; Fagales; Juglandaceae. The transcript has 5 exons. The record is from RefSeq and is a predicted model, not a curated record. Gene Ontology annotation, molecular function: glucuronosyltransferase activity. The coding region runs from base 695 to 1960 and encodes 421 amino acids. Gene Ontology annotation, cellular component: membrane.
GAGAAGUCGGUUGAUGUUCGGUUUUUUAAGUGUUCAAUGCAUAUUCUUGUGAUUCCAAGUUUUGUAUUUGUUUCCAGAAAUAAGAGUCCGACAUCAUCUCCAAUACUGUUAUCUGUCAUGUUAUUUUUCUCCAAAAACUCGGCUCACUCAGAGAGAGAGAGAGAGAGAGGGAGAGAGAGAGUCCUUAAGCCUUGCAAGCCGCGAACAAAGCGAACGACUUCUCUGAUUUCUUUCACACGCAAACACGUCCUGUUUAUAACUCAAACAUAAAGGAAGAAUCUUUUUUUUUAUUUUAAUAAAGAGGUCUACAAUUUACAAAUGUCUUUCUCUCUCUAAAUCUUUCAAUUUUUUUUUUUUCCUAGUAGUUUAUUCUAUCUCCGUCCCUAUCUUCUUUAACGUGCACAAACUGUGUGUUUUGCGCAUACAAAACAGGUUCGGCUUCCCACAUCACGAGCUCUUUCUCUCCGUCUGUAUUUUUGUCUGCCGCUCUUUCCUUGAUUGCGUUGUGUUAUUGUUAUGUGUGCUGUUCUAUAGUUAUAUGUCAAAAUUUUGGAGUCUUUUUGAAGAAGGUGUUGAUCCAAGUUCAAAGGCUUGAUCAAUUGGUCGUUCGUUACUCUGUUCUGUUAUGUAUUGGGCGAGCAAGGAAAUUUGGAAUGCAGAAUUUAUUGAUUGGAACCCAUGAUAAGGCUUGCUAAUGGGGUCCCUAAACAUGGAGAAGAAAUGGUUAUUUCCGCUCAUCAUAAGCUCUCUAAUAUGCAUAUUCCUUAUGGCCACUACCUUCAACAUGGGUCUUGUUUUCUCACUGCACACAAUUAAUUCGAUCUUUUCAAUUUUUCCUUCUCGCUUGGCUACAAAUCAAAAGAGCCCAGUUUUUGCCGAAUCAAGAGUUUCACAAUCUCCACCCCCUCCUACCGGCCCAAAGAUUCCUCGAUUCGCUUAUUUGGUUUCUGGGUCAAAAGGUGAUUUGGAAAAGCUUUGGAGAACUCUUCACGCACUUUACCAUCCACGAAACCAAUAUGUUGUUCAUUUGGAUCUUGAGGCGCCGGCAGAGGAGAGGUUGGAGCUAGCCUCCCGAGUGGAGAAAGAACCGAUUUUUGCUAAGGUUGGGAAUGUUUACAUGAUUACCAAAGCUAAUAUGGUCACUUAUAGAGGACCCACCAUGGUAGCUAAUACUCUUCAUGCUUGUGCCAUUCUUCUCAAAAGGAGUAAGGAUUGGGAUUGGUUUAUCAACCUCAGUGCUUCCGAUUAUCCUCUCGUGACUCAGGAUGAUCUUCUAUACACAUUUUCGCCUUUAGAUCGAAACCUGAAUUUCAUUGAGCACACGAGCCAGCUAGGAUGGAAGGAGGAUAAGCGCGCAAUGCCUUUGAUGAUAGACCCUGGCUUAUACUCGUCAACCAAAUCAGAUAUCUUCUGGGUCAAUCCCGGAAGAACUUUGCCAACGGCUUUUAAGUUAUUUACAGGUUCGGCAUGGAUGGUUCUGUCACGUUCAUUUGUAGAGUAUUGUGUCUGGGGUUGGGAUAAUUUACCAAGGACCCUUCUCAUGUACUACACAAAUUUCGUCUCCUCCCCUGAGGGCUACUUUCAGACUGUCAUAUGCAACGUUCCUGAGUUUGCUAAGACUGCAGUCAACCAUGACUUGCACUAUAUUUCUUGGGACAACCCCCCCAAACAACAUCCUCACACCCUUUCCCUUAUUGACACCGACAAGAUUAUUGGUAGCAGUGCGCCAUUUGCUCGAAAAUUCAAACAAGAUGACCCGGUGUUGGAUAAGAUUGAUAAGGAUUUACUAAGGCGGAAGAAUGGGAGCUUCACCCCUGGUGGUUGGUGCUCUGGCAGCUCCAAAUGUUCCAAGGUAGGGAACCCAAACAAGCUGAAACCAGGCCCAGGAGCUCAAAGGCUUCGCCGCCUCAUAGCUAGGCUUGUAUUGACUGCUAAUAUGGGCCAAAAUCAGUGUAAAUAGGAUUUUUUGGAACGUGAAAGAUUCUAAAGAGGAAACAAAUAAUAAUAAUUAGAAAGAUCUAUCUACAAGCCAAACGAAAGUAAAUGAAAAUUUCCACCGGGACGAAGAAUUUAAUGCUGUUGAUGCAGCCAAGACCUCAUUCUUGUUAGUCUUGAAGGCAUGUUAGCGUAGGUAUAAGCAUAGCAAUAAAUUGUUGCCCGGAUCAUUCAAAGUUGGCUCUUACUCAUUCUUCUUCUGUUAGCUUCUGAUUAGGUUGAACUGUUCACAUAUACACUAUGAUUAUUUUUUCUGCAGUGUUUUUCC